Dipodomys spectabilis (banner-tailed kangaroo rat) is the source of this 4087-nucleotide messenger RNA. It is a transcript of the gene Sidt2, whose product is annotated as SID1 transmembrane family member 2. Bases 157 to 2721 code for a protein of 854 amino acids. Lineage: Eukaryota; Metazoa; Chordata; Mammalia; Rodentia; Heteromyidae. Gene Ontology annotation, cellular component: membrane. The transcript is spliced from 27 exons. The record is from RefSeq and is a predicted model, not a curated record.
CCGAGGGAGGGGACAUUUCCUAAUCUCGGGCCGGGGUUAAAGUUCUGGCCCGGGUGAGAUGCUGGAGGCCGCGGCGGCCGCCGCCACCCGCCCCCGAGCCGUCCCGCCGCCCGCCGCCGCCGCCGCCGCCGCUGUCACUGCCGCCCUGCCGGGGCCAUGUUCGCCCGCGGCUUGCCCUACUUGGUGGCGCUCUUGGUGGCCUCGGUCGAGAGCCAUCUGGGGGCUCUGGGGCCCAAGAACGUCUCGCAGAAUGAUGCCGAGUUUGAGCACACCUACUCCCACGAGGUCAACAGCGAGCUGGUCAACAUCUACACCUUCAACCAUACUGUGACCCGCAACCGGACCGAGGGUGUGCGUGUGUCUGUGAAUGUCCUGAACAAGCAGAAAGGGGCGCCUUUGCUGUUCGUGGUUCGCCAGAAGGAGGCUGUGGUGUCCUUCCAGGUGCCCCUAAUCCUGCGAGGGCUGUAUCAGCGGAAAUACCUCUACCAGAAGGUAGAACGGACGUUGUGUCAGCCUCCCACCAAGAAUGAAUCCGAGGUCCAGUUCUUCUAUGUGGAUGUGUCUACUCUGUCACCUGUCAACACCAAGUACCAGCUCCGAGUCAGCCGAAUGGACAACUUCGUGCUCAGGACUGGGGAGCUGUUUAGCUUCAAUACUACUGCAGCCCAGCCCCAGUACUUCAAGUAUGAGUUCCCUGAGGGAGUGGAUUCUGUGAUUGUCAAGGUGACCUCGAACAAGGCCUUCCCCUGCUCAGUCAUCUCCAUCCAAGAUGUCCUGUGUCCUGUCUAUGACCUGGACAACAAUGUAGCCUUCAUUGGCAUGUACCAGACCAUGACCAAGAAGGCAGCCAUCACUGUACAGCGCAAAGAUUUCCCCAGCAACAGCUUUUACGUGGUGGUCGUGGUGAAGACUGAAGACCAGGCCUGUGGAGGUUCCUUGCCCUUCUACCCCUUUAUGGAAGAUGAACCGGUUGAUCAAGGGCAUCGCCAGAAAACCCUGUCAGUGCUGGUCUCCGAAGCGGUCACGUCAGAGGCCUAUGUCGGUGGGAUGCUCUUUUGCCUGGGCAUAUUUCUUUCUUUCUACCUGCUGACUGUCCUCCUGGCCUGUUGGGAGAACUGGAGGCAGAGGAAGAAGACCCUACUGAUGGCCAUUGACCGAGCCUCUCCAGAAAGUGGUCACCCUCGGGUCCUGGCUGAUUCCUUUCCUGGCAGCGCCCCUUACGAGGGUUACAACUAUGGCUCCUUUGACACUGGUUCUGGAUCCACUGAUGGUCUGGUUGACAGCACGGGUACUGGGGACCUCUCUUACAGUUAUCAGGGGCACGACCAGUUCAAGCGACGCCUCCCCUCUGGCCAGAUGCGGCAGCUGUGCAUUGCCAUGGACCAUUCCUUUGAACCAGUGGGUUCUCGGCCACGCCUGGACUCCAUGAGCUCUGUGGAGGAGGAUGACUAUGACACCCUGACUGACAUUGAUUCAGACAAGAAUGUCAUUCGCACCAAGCAAUACCUCUGUGUGGCUGACCUGGCGCGGAAGGACAAGCGUGUUUUGCGGAAAAAGUACCAGAUCUACUUCUGGAACAUCGCCACCAUUGCCGUUUUCUACGCUCUUCCUGUGGUACAACUGGUGAUCACCUACCAGACGGUGGUGAAUGUCACAGGGAAUCAGGACAUCUGCUACUACAACUUCCUCUGUGCUCACCCACUGGGCAACCUCAGCGCCUUCAACAACAUCCUCAGCAACCUGGGGUAUAUCCUGCUGGGGCUGCUCUUCCUGCUCAUUAUCCUGCAGCGGGAGAUCAACCACAACCGGGCCUUGAUGCGCAAUGACCUCUACGCCCUGGAAUGUGGGAUCCCCAAGCAUUUUGGGCUGUUCUAUGCCAUGGGCACAGCUCUGAUGAUGGAGGGACUGCUGAGUGCUUGCUAUCAUGUCUGCCCCAACUAUACCAAUUUCCAGUUUGACACGUCAUUCAUGUACAUGAUCGCCGGCCUCUGCAUGCUGAAGCUCUACCAGAAGCGGCACCCGGACAUCAACGCCAGCGCGUACAGUGCCUAUGCCUGCCUGGCCAUCGUCAUCUUCUUCUCCGUGCUGGGCGUGGUCUUUGGUAAAGGGAACACGGCGUUCUGGAUCGUCUUCUCGGUCAUCCACAUCAUUGCCACCCUGCUCCUCAGCACACAGCUUUAUUACAUGGGCCGCUGGAAGCUGGACUCGGGGAUCUUCCGCCGCAUCCUGCAUGUGCUCUACACGGACUGCAUCCGGCAGUGCAGCGGGCCCCUCUACGUGGACCGCAUGGUGCUGCUGGUAAUGGGGAACAUUAUCAACUGGUCGCUGGCUGCCUAUGGGCUCAUCAUGCGCCCCAAUGAUUUCGCUUCCUAUUUGUUGGCCAUUGGCAUCUGCAACCUGCUGCUUUACUUUGCCUUUUACAUUAUUAUGAAGCUCCGGAGUGGAGAGACGAUCAAACUCAUCCCCCUGCUCUGCAUCGUCUGCACCUCUGUGGUCUGGGGCUUUGCACUCUUCUUUUUCUUCCAGGGGCUCAGCACCUGGCAGAAAACCCCUGCGGAGUCAAGGGAGCACAACCGGGACUGCAUCCUCCUCAACUUCUUUGAUGACCAUGACAUCUGGCACUUCCUGUCCUCCAUCGCCAUGUUUGGGUCCUUCCUGGUGCUGCUGACACUGGAUGAUGACUUGGAUACAGUGCAGCGGGAUAAGAUCUAUGUCUUCUAGCUUGCACUGGACCCUUGGCUUCACUUCAUGGAGCUCUGAGCUCCCCUGCGUCCCCUGCCAGGUGCCUCUGUAGGCCUGGGGCUGAGUCCCAGCCCAGCUGCCCAGCACUGGACAUCAGUGGGACAGUGAGGUUCUAGCCCAGGCCCAGGUCAGGACAGUCAUGGAGGGGGUGGGCGCUGAGACUUGCGGCUGCCCUCUGCCAGGGAGGAGGCUGCUCCCCUGCUUCCCCAGACACUGGCCAGAUUGCUGCUUUCUUCUCAGUGUUGGGCCUUCCGUGGGCCUCUGUCCAUUGGCUCUCCGUCCGUCUGUCCGUCUGUCUGCCCGUCCGUCCAUCUGUUUUAUCCCUCUACAGGAGGGAUAAAGGAGUGAAGGUGUUUCUUGCCCCCAUUUCAUGCCUUGAAUUCUGCCAUCUUCCCCUCCCCCCCAGCCAGGGACCCAAAGCCCGCCUUUCCUCUCGAGCUGCGGUCCUCUCUGGGGCUGCCAUCACUGCCCACUGGUCAGCCAGGAUGGAUGUGGCCGUAGGACUUUGGGGGCUGGCCACCUGGUGCCAGGCUUUUGGUGCUAAGGCCUUCAAGGGGCCCUGAGCAAGACCCCUCCCCCUGACCCGUGCUCCAGGCUGGCUUUUUAGCAAUGAGGAUCAGCCCCGUUGGAAAGCUGCUGCAGUCUUGAGGGGAUGAAUUCAGAGGUCAGCUCCUUAUUCCAUCAGCUUCCAGCAACAAAACUGGAGACAAAUGGGGCUCACCUGUAUGUUUCCACGCCCACCGUCCUGCAGGCCCCAGCCGGGGCCCCUUUCAGUGCCAUUCACACUGCCCAAGAGUGUCCAGGGGCAAAGGAGGGGAUGCGCACAGAACCCAGCCCAGCCUGCAUCCCGACAGCCUUGGAGCCCCAGUGCCUGUCUUAGGAAGGGGCUUAAGAGGGGACGUGCCAUUUUCUUCUGUGUCCCAGGUCCCAGCCUCAUGCUAGGACCCUGGGCUGGCUUUUGAGUUUCCGUCCAUCUUCAGUCACGUUCUGUGUUAACAUGCACAUGUGUGUGCAAGUGUGCAUGCGUGUGCGCAUGCACACACACACAAAGCCUUGGAGUUUACAUGGAGUCACCCCAGCUCUCGGCCCUUCGUGGCUCUGAUCCUUGGCUCCUUUUCACUACACUUGGUCCAUUCCAGGUGCCAAGGAUAGGCAGGCAAGGUUGGGCCUCCGCCUUGGAGCUGGGAAUGUGUUCUAUUCCCCUUGACUUGUUUCUAUAGCUCUCCUCGGUCUGGGGAGAGAAGGGGUCUAGGUCUUGGUGUCAGAGCCCCAUUUUAUGUCUUUCCAUGCUACGGUUGCAUUUGUUUUCUACGAAUGAGUGCACUCAAUAAAGAACCCGACUCUG